AUGCUUGCUCAACAGUACGAAUAUAAAGCAUUCCUUGGAUGGAUGAGAGAAACAGGAAACAUGUUUACAGGCGAUGAAUAUCAUUCGCGCUUUGGAAUAUGGCUUUCAAAUAAGCGUUUCGUUCAAAAUCACAAUCGUGCAAAUCUCGGAUUCACACUUGCACUUAACAAGCUUGCUUAUUUAUCACCAACUGAGUACAAAGCCAUGCUCGGAUUCCAUAAUAAAGGAGUUCAUAACAUUGCCAUCAAAUCCAAUACAAUUGCUAAUGAUGAAAUCGACUGGCGUUCCAAGGGAGUCGUCAAUCCUAUCCAGCAUCAACAACAUUGCGGAUCAUGCUGGGCAUUUUCUGCAAUCCAAGCUCAAGAAUCCCAAUAUGCAAUCACAUAUGGCAAACUCCAAAAGCUUUCAGAGCAGAACCUUGUUGAUUGCGUUACCUCAUGCAAUGGAUGUCACAAUGGUUUAAUGUCAGCCGCAUACGAUUACGUAAUUCAAUACCAGGGUGGAAAGUUCAUGCUGGAAACGGAUUAUCCAUACACAGCAGUUGAAGGAACAUGCAAAUUCAACCAAGCAAAGGCUACUUCGAAGAUUGUUUCAUACAUUAAUGUUGUUGAAGGGGAUGAAAAAGAUCUUGCUGCAAAGGUUUCCGCUUACGGUCCAUCAACUGUUGGCAUUGAUGCAUCCCAUUAUACAUUCCAACUUUACUCACAUGGCAUUUACGACGAACCACACUGCUCAUCUUUCUCUCUAAAUCACGGUGUUGGCUGCGUUGGCUAUGGCACAGAAGGCACAAAGAAUUACUGGAUUGUCCGUAACUCCUGGGGUCUUGAAUGGGGCGAGCAAGGCUAUGUCCGCAUGAUCAAGGACAAGAACAAUAAUUGUGGUAUUGCUACAGUUGCAUGCAUCCCCAUUGAUAAGUAA
Molecule: messenger RNA, 918 nt
Organism: Trichomonas vaginalis G3
Lineage: Eukaryota; Parabasalia; Trichomonadida; Trichomonadidae
Product: cysteine-type peptidase protein
Exons: 1
Coding region: 1-918 (305 amino acids)
Cellular component (GO): lysosome
Molecular function (GO): cysteine-type endopeptidase activity
Source: RefSeq, a predicted model, not a curated record